GUUUUUUUUGUUUUGGCAGACACCGUUAUCUGCACUUGGCUAGCCAUUUCUUUCUCCUGUUCAUCUGAAUCCUUUUUUAAGAGAGAGAAAAGGACUAGAGAAGAAAAUGAACGGGCAAGAUAUGGAAAGUAGUAGCAAUAUUGUUGCGCUGUUUGUUAUGAAAACAUACCAAAUGGUGAAUGAUCCCACAACAAACGAGCUAAUUACAUGGGGAAAGGAUAAUAACAGUUUUGUUGUUGUGGAGCCUUUGAGUUUUUCGCAGAGGAUUUUGCCUGCUUUCUUCAAGCACAAAAAUUUCUCAAGCUUUAUUCGUCAGCUCAAUACUUAUGGUUUUAAAAAGGUUGAUCCGGAUAGGUGGGAGUUUGCAAAUGAAUGGUUUCUACGAGGGCAAACUCAUUUGUUGAAGAACAUAGUGAGAAGGAAGCAUAGUAGUAAAACCUUUGGUUCCCAUCAAAAAUACGAAGAUGAGGAAGAUGAGGAGCUAUUGAUGGAGAUUUCAAAGUUAAAACAAGAACAGAAGGGUUUGGAACAAGAGCUCGAGAGCAUGAACAGAAGGCUUGAGGCCACGGAGAGGAGACCCCAACAAAUGAUGACUUUCCUUAACAAACUUGUUGAAGAUCCGGACAUCUUAACUCGCGUGAUGCUUGAAAAAGAGAAAACGAGAAGGUUGGCUUUAGGUAACAGCGGGAAGAAGAGAAGGCUUGUGAUAUCUUCAACGUCUUCAAAUUCUUCGUCGGGAAUGGCCGUAUCAAGUUCAUCAAUCAAGAGUGAAGAUGAUCAAGAAGUUACUCCCUCGAGGGAUAUAUCCACAAUUUCUUCACCAGAUGAGAAUUUGGAAGUCGAUACAUUUUAUCAAUGUUCGCCACUACUGGAGCUUGCUUUCCCGGAUUGGUUGAACAAAAGACAAGGCAUAGAUAUGCCUAUAAUUGAGCAAGACCCUUACAAUUUUGCCACCAUUCCUGGUUCUUCACUGUGUUCCUCCGACAAAAGUGGCGGUUUUGAGGUUGCGCCGCAACCAAUAAAUAGCAUAGCCAGGUAUAAUAAUGCUGGUGCUAUGAAUUCAGUUUAUUAUGAAGGACUUAUCGAUGGGGAGAAUUCUAAUCCACUACAGUAUCCAUUCUCACUGUUAGGUGGUGGAUUUUAGUCACUUUUGCAUGAUCUAUUGGGUAUUUUACCUUUUUAGAAAUUUUAGUUUUUUCUUUUCUUUUUUAUGAAAAAAAAAAUUAUUGUGUAUUAAUGUUGUGUAUACUAAUUUACAUUUUACAUUUGCACGUUGUAUGUAUUUGUCAUAUAGAUCUCGAGUAAUUUCAGUUAGCAUGGCAGUUAAAA
Olea europaea var. sylvestris is the source of this 1329-nucleotide messenger RNA. RefSeq names its product heat stress transcription factor C-1-like. Lineage: Eukaryota; Viridiplantae; Streptophyta; Magnoliopsida; Lamiales; Oleaceae. Gene Ontology annotation, biological process: regulation of transcription by RNA polymerase II. The record is from RefSeq and is a predicted model, not a curated record. The transcript is spliced from 2 exons. The coding region runs from base 107 to 1144 and encodes 345 amino acids. Gene Ontology annotation, molecular function: RNA polymerase II cis-regulatory region sequence-specific DNA binding; DNA-binding transcription factor activity. Gene Ontology annotation, cellular component: nucleus.